AUGGCGCUUAAGCUGCUGGCCGAAGUGAGCCCCCAGGAGUUGCUCGUCGCCCUCGGCGUGUUCCAUCACCAUGCGCUGGCCUAUGUCAAGUCGACGGCGCUGAAAUGCGCCGUCGAUCUCGGCAUCCCCGACGCCAUCCACCGCCGCGGCGGAGCCGCCACCCUCGCCGACGUCACCGCCGACGCCGCCGUGCACCCCGCCAAGGUCUCCGACCUCCGGCGUCUGAUGGACCUGCUCAGCACGACGGGCAUCUUCACCAGCUCCACGGGCGCCGGCGGCGACGAUGGCGAAGGCACCGUCGUGUACGGGCUCACCACGGCCGGGCGCUUCGUCGUCGGCUCGCACAACCUGUCGCCGAUGGUGCAGUUCCUGGUGGACCCUCUCGUCGUCUCCUCCUUCUUCAGCAUGCCGGACUGGUUCAGGAGCGAGCCUCCAGCGGCGGCGGCUGCCGGCGCCGGCGGCGGGACGUCGUCGCUGUUCGAGGCGGCGCACGGCUGCUCCCAGUGGGAGAUGGCGGGCAGGAACUCGGCGCUGAACAGCGUCAUCAACAGCUCCAUGGUAGCCGACAGCUACGUCUUCAUCCAGAUCGUUCUGGCGGACAAGCGCCAUGUGUUCAGCGGGCUGAGCUCGGUGGUCGACGUCGGGGGCGGCCAUGGCGUGAUCAUGCAGGUGAUUGCGCGGGAGUUCCCGCACAUCAAGUGCAGCGUCCUUGACCUUCCCCACGUCGUCGGCCAGGCCCCCGCCGGCGAUGGCAAGGUGCAAUACAUCCCCGGCAACAUGUUUGAGUCCAUUCCACCUGCAGAUGCUGUUGUACUCAAGAGCAUUUUGCAUGAUUGGAGUGAUGAUGAUUGCGUCAAGAUACUUGAGCGUUGCAAGGAAGCCAUCCCAGAGAGAAAAGCUGGAGGAAAGGUGAUAAUCAUGGAAAUGGUGAGAGGAUCUGGGCCACAGGCCAGCAAAAUCAAGGAGAUGGAAGCCAUACAGAACAUGUUCAUGAUGUACAUCAAUGGAAAGGAACGAGAUGAAAAUGAACUGAAGAAGAUCUUCACUGCUGCUGGAUUCAGUGAAGACUACAAAAUCAUGCCAGUAGUGGGUCCUUUCUCAUUAAUUGAGAUCUACCCAUGCAUGAACGAAUAAUACACUCGGUGAAUUAUCAUUUAUCAUACAGCAGGCCGAAAACAUGUUGGUGUAGAGCAGUGGCUCUCAUCAUCUACUUGUUGGCUUAACUAUAGCCGCAGCUAAAAUUUGAAUUUUGAAACUUAAUUCUGCUUUUCACUUUUGAUUUGCCAAUAACUAGAUGUAAGCGUUUUACCAAUAAAUUAUUUUUGGUGUUAACUCUGCUCUG
Oryza brachyantha (malo sina) is the source of this 1342-nucleotide messenger RNA. RefSeq names its product acetylserotonin O-methyltransferase 1-like. The coding region runs from base 1 to 1134 and encodes 377 amino acids. Gene Ontology annotation, biological process: methylation. Lineage: Eukaryota; Viridiplantae; Streptophyta; Magnoliopsida; Poales; Poaceae. Gene Ontology annotation, molecular function: O-methyltransferase activity; protein dimerization activity; S-adenosylmethionine-dependent methyltransferase activity. The record is from RefSeq and is a predicted model, not a curated record. The transcript is spliced from 2 exons.